AUGGCCGAGCCGUCUGAUCCGGUAUCGCCCACCACGUCUCACCAUUCUGCCCCGGUUUCAUUCUCAUCCACUACGACAUCAUUCCCUUCGAGAACACCUCUGGUUCACCACCUCCCAGCCCUGAAAGCAGACCUAAAAAAGGUAUCAGCAGCUCGUGGCAAUGUCCACGAUCUGAAAGUGGCAAUCCUUGUACGAUGGGAAGAUGACAAUACUGGCGCAGACAAAGACAUCACCACUAUGGGCAAAGUGAUGGAAACCUUCGGCAUCCAGUAUACCGAGUACAUUGUGAAAUCAUCAGAUACGAUACCAAGUUGGAAUCUUCAAGGCAAGAUCCGCGAAGUCAUGUAUGACUGUCAUCGUUCCAAACGGCAUUCCUUAUUCGUAUUCUACUACGUCGGGCAUGGAAUGAUAUCUGACGGGCGUCUGUCUUUUGUCUCCGGCAAGAGGUCUAUGCCAUGGUCCCGCAUUCGUGCAAACUUUUGGGACGAACCGGAUGCUAUGAAAUACGUCGAUGUACUCGGGGUACUUGAUUGUUGUUACUCUGGUGCUGCGACAAGAGCGCAGCAGACAAGAACGAUCCAAAUGCUGGCGGCCUGUGGUGCCAAUGAGGGAACAAAUCCUCGAGCUCAGACAGUGUCAUUUACUAUGCGACUAUUCCGUGCAGUUCAGCACUUCAAAGGCCAAUCAAGUGUGACCACAGCCGCCUUAUUUCAAGAAAUUCAAAGACAGAAACCGCCCCAUGCUCCAAAUGCUGUGAUGGAAACUAUUAGCGGUACUCAGCCGAUCAGACUUGUGUUCAAGAACUACACUAUCCCCUCGCGCAUUCCUCACCUUUCCUCGCAUGCAAAUGAGAAACAUGUACUUGUCAAACUGACUUUGCAUGGUCACAGCCACAUAUCAGGUCAUAGCGACGUCCUACAAGGCUUCCAAAAAGCGAUCCAAGAUCUACCGCCCAAUAUGAAAGUGGAGAUUUCGGACGCGUACGAGACUGAUGAAUCCAUUUUCCUUGUUAUGGGGAUGUCAUGGGAAGCUUGGGCGCUUUGGACCAUGGUGACCCAUUUGGACUUCAUAGGUGUCACUCUUGGCCCUUCCCUGAUGCCCAGGCGUCUUGAAGUUCCAGUUCGGGCCGUUGAAGAGAAUUUGCGUCCUCCGCCUGGAAAAGGAAAAGGAAAAGCCGAAUAA
Penicillium roqueforti is the source of this 1182-nucleotide messenger RNA. RefSeq lists its product as uncharacterized. The transcript has a single exon. The record is from RefSeq and is a predicted model, not a curated record. NCBI's taxonomy places the organism in Eukaryota, Fungi, Ascomycota, Eurotiomycetes, Eurotiales, Aspergillaceae. Gene Ontology annotation, biological process: proteolysis. Gene Ontology annotation, molecular function: cysteine-type endopeptidase activity. The coding region runs from base 1 to 1182 and encodes 393 amino acids.